GGGGGUAAAACUGGGGGGAAACUAUGGGAGCUAAGCCUUCAUAAGGCGAUGCCGGUAGAUAAAGCGGUCAGUCUUGGGAGAACGUAUGCUCACUGAGCCCUUUCCCCACAAUCUCAUCUAGAAACUAACCCUAUGACUCUUUUCUCCACAUCCAACAGUGAAGCGGCUGAAGUAUGCCUCUACGAUGGCGCUCCUCAUCACUUCAACAAUAACAAGGGCAUCCUGAAUCUGACUGACCGUGAGACAGAUUUCGAAAUUCCGGCAUCGCGGUCAUUCAAUGCCGCCGGGCAUGGGAAAGGUGCUGUCGAUGGAAUUGGUGCUACCGUGAAAUAUCGCGCAACAAGGAAGGUCUGGAGAGGAACUGAAGCCGAUGUCAUAUUGAAACCUCCGGAUCUUUACAAACUAUAUCUUUCGACGAGAGAAUGGGGCGGUGAGUCUAUGAUUUGUUGUCAAUAA
Didymodactylos carnosus is the source of this 456-nucleotide messenger RNA. The record is from the annotation of a GenBank genome assembly. Lineage: Eukaryota; Metazoa; Rotifera; Eurotatoria; Philodinida; Philodinidae.